AUGGCCAGCUCCAGGCUGGGCCUCCCACUGCUGCUGACUGCCCUCCUCGGACCUUCAGAGGCUCAGCACUGGUCUCACGACUGGUACCCCAGAGGAAAGGUAGCCUGCAGCUCAUCCCAGCAUCCCUAGCAUGCCCUAAGACCCCCAGAUGGGAAGGGUCCUGAGCCAGCCCAGAUUAUCCAUAGCCUCCCAAGCGAUGCCCUGGCUCCCCCUGCGGACGCUGUGCACUGGGCAGGCAGGACCACAGGCCAGUGACUCCUCAGCAGGAAGCAACCCUUGACCGGCCCAGAGCGCCGCUCCCUGCCGCCCUCCAAUAAAG
Messenger RNA from Manis javanica (Malayan pangolin), 319 nucleotides. Its product is annotated as progonadoliberin-2. Gene Ontology annotation, molecular function: gonadotropin-releasing hormone receptor binding; gonadotropin hormone-releasing hormone activity. NCBI's taxonomy places the organism in Eukaryota, Metazoa, Chordata, Mammalia, Pholidota, Manidae. The record is from RefSeq and is a predicted model, not a curated record. Gene Ontology annotation, biological process: reproductive process.